AUGGCACACAAGCAAGAGUCAGUACCAUCCCUUCCGGGGGAUAUGGUACCAACCUUUGCGCCCGACACACUACUGCUUAUGCUAUUAACAGACCUGGAUCAAAACUUGAGGUACAAAAUUUUGAAUAAAAUGCAUCAAGAGAUCGAGGGAAAUUACCAAGAAUUGACGUGGAAGAUACGCGAUAUGGACGAGACAGAAGACGUGGCCAAGAAAGACGAUGUGGAAGAGACUCGGAUGGACGACGAAGGUGACCAGGGCGAGAACAACCAGGAUAAGACGAAUGAUGGGGAAAAUAAGAACAGGGUAGACGAUGACUAG
Penicillium odoratum is the source of this 318-nucleotide messenger RNA. RefSeq lists its product as uncharacterized. Lineage: Eukaryota; Fungi; Ascomycota; Eurotiomycetes; Eurotiales; Aspergillaceae. Bases 1 to 318 code for a protein of 105 amino acids. The transcript has a single exon. The record is from RefSeq and is a predicted model, not a curated record.